Leptosia nina is the source of this 330-nucleotide messenger RNA. The record is from the annotation of a GenBank genome assembly. NCBI's taxonomy places the organism in Eukaryota, Metazoa, Arthropoda, Insecta, Lepidoptera, Pieridae.
AUGAUAGCGGAGAUCGCUUCGGUUGCGUUCGCGGCCUUCGGGCUGGAUAGCGUCACCGCGUUCAAUUUUGUCAUGUGCCGAUGGCAUGACGGCGACGACGAUACGACCGCCGCCGAUAGCUUUAAUGAAAGUAAUGGAGGUUUAUUAGCGAUACGUCGGCGACUCUUCUCGCGUACACGGCUCGUCCGCACCAAUAGAUGGGAAAUCAAUGCAAAACGUGCCAUGAGAACAAAGAGAGCCACAUUUGCUAAUUACCUACGGUUUUGCUCGUGUCGUGCUCACAGACGCCGGGUCGUGAGCUCUCGAGAUAUGACGAUAACACAUUCAUAA